Molecule: messenger RNA, 891 nt
Organism: Durio zibethinus
Lineage: Eukaryota; Viridiplantae; Streptophyta; Magnoliopsida; Malvales; Malvaceae
Source: RefSeq, a predicted model, not a curated record
AUGGGAAAUUUUAGACGCAAUAGAUGUGAUAGUGAGAAAAGUUGUCAUAGAGGUCAUUGGAGACCCGCUGAAGAUGAACAACUCCUGCAGCUUGUUGCACAAUUUGGUCCCAAGAAUUGGAAUAUUAUUGCGCAACAUCUUGAGGGAAGAUCAGGGAAAGGCUGCAGACUGAGAUGGUACAACCAACUUGAUCCUAAUAUCAACAAAAAGCCAUUUACAGAAGAGGACGAAGAGAUGCUCCUUACUAAUCAUCGGAUUCAAGGAAACAAAUGGGCUUCUAUAGCUAGGCUUUUCCCUGGAAGAACCGAUAACGCUGUCAAGAACCACUACCAUGUUAUCAUGGCAAGAAGAAAAAGAGAAAAAUUGUUAUCCUAUUGCAACAGAACUGACCAGAAGGGAAAUCCUGAUCACUCAAACAUAAACAUUAGUGGCAAAUUUGAAAGGUUUUUGAUCAGGCCUCAACCAAAGUGCGAAGACUCUAAGUUAGGCCGGGUUUGCAGGUUUCAAGUCACUGACAGACAGGGUUUCACGUUACUAUCUUCUUCAAGCUCAUCACAACCUUCUUCGUUGAGUGGAUGUGGAUCAACAAUCUCAAACGAUUCGUCAGGUUAUGCCAGGGCAAGCAAUCAGAAUCAAUUUGCAAACAAAGAGUGCGAUAGUUGCAUUGGAUCUCCAAAGGCUGUUCAUCUUCAGCAUUCAUUCAGAUUCUCAAAUUUUGCUAAUGGUUUUGGAAGUGAAGGUGAAAACUCCAGGGGAGGCUUAGUGGAGUUCAAUGAUAACCCAUCUGCACUAUGGAAUCUACAUAUAGUUUCUGGGGAAAAUCAAGGAGUAGGAUCAAUGAAGCACAAGGAUGUUUCCUUGAUAGACUUUCUUGGUGUCGGAAUCUCUUAA